CUCUGUAAGCUAGCGGAGCAUGUGUUUUGCGGCCUGAGGGUUAGAAUCGGUUUCGACGAGUAAAAUUUGUUUUGCUUACGACCAGCAAAUAUGUCUCUUUCACUUGCCCUCGCACAUAGGUGUAGGACGGUCCUAUCGACGGGAAGACAUUGCGUCCGAGCGAUUCACAAAAGAUGCACGACGCCUGCCGUAUCCACCGUAAAGUACAGCACGGAGGCGCUAGCACAGCCUGCUCCGAGCACAGAGGAAAGGCAUUAUCCCGAGAAAAUCACUCGGAUAGUGGACGACAUCGCCAAGCUGACGCUCAUGGAAGUCGCCGACUUGAACGAACUUCUCAAGAAAACUCUUAACAUUCAAGAAACACCUAUGAUGGCUGGAGCUUGGGCAGCACCAGCGGCUGCUGCACCACAGGAGGAGGACGAAGGUGACAAAAUAGCGAAAGUGCAGACGUCAUUCACAGUGAAGUUGGUCAAGUUCGACGAUGCAAAGAAGAUCCAGCUCAUCAAGGAGAUGAAGAACCUCAUGGAGGGCAUCAACCUUGUGCAGGCCAAGAAGUUUGUGGAGAGUGUGCCCCAAGUCGUGAAAGCAGACUUGGCAAAAGACGAGGCCGAGAAGCUAAAAGCAAGUAUUGAGAUGGCUGGUGGAACGUGCGAGAUCAUCUGAGGAGAUCACGUGACCAGUGGUUCACAUGACGCUGUGUAGGAACUGUACAGUUUUUUGAAGGGAGACGUGUCGCAACCUUAAACAUUGUCCAGAGACAUAAGUGCUAUCACUGAAACUGGGCAUUUCUUUUUUUCUUCACAUACAUUUGUUUUGUGCCCCCAUCUAAGGUGCCUGUAUAGCAUAGAAAUAAAAUAAUUCAUAUGUUU
Messenger RNA from Dermacentor andersoni, 869 nucleotides. RefSeq names its product mitochondrial ribosomal protein L12 (gene mRpL12). Gene Ontology annotation, cellular component: mitochondrial large ribosomal subunit; ribosome. Lineage: Eukaryota; Metazoa; Arthropoda; Arachnida; Ixodida; Ixodidae. The record is from RefSeq and is a predicted model, not a curated record. Gene Ontology annotation, molecular function: mRNA binding; structural constituent of ribosome. Gene Ontology annotation, biological process: translation.